Messenger RNA from Capronia epimyces CBS 606.96, 1422 nucleotides. RefSeq lists its product as uncharacterized. The record is from RefSeq and is a predicted model, not a curated record. Gene Ontology annotation, molecular function: ammonium channel activity. Gene Ontology annotation, biological process: ammonium transmembrane transport. Gene Ontology annotation, cellular component: plasma membrane. NCBI's taxonomy places the organism in Eukaryota, Fungi, Ascomycota, Eurotiomycetes, Chaetothyriales, Herpotrichiellaceae. The transcript is spliced from 3 exons. Bases 1 to 1422 code for a protein of 473 amino acids.
AUGACUGGUGGAGAUUCACUUACGGAGGAUCUCAAUGUCUACUACAAUGCAGGCGACAUUGCCUGGAUGAUCACAGCCACGGCCCUGGUGCUUCUUAUGAUUCCCGGCGUUGGUUUCUUCUACUCCGGCCUGGCUCGCCGCAAGUCAGCCUUGUCACUCAUUUGGCUCUCCGUCGCGGCCACCGCGCUCAUCUCCUUCCAAUGGUUCUUCUGGGGCUACACCCUCGCUUUCUCUCAUACCGCCGGCAAAUUCAUCGGUGACAUGGAGAACUUUGGUUUCCGCAACGUCCUCGGUGCCCCUUCGGUGGGAUCGUCCAAGAUUCCCGAUCUCAUGUUCGCAGUCUACCAGGGCAUGUUCGCUGCCAUCACGGUUGCUCUGGCAAUUGGCGCGGCCGCUGAACGUGGUCGCAUGCUGCCCGCCAUGGUGUUCUCCUUCGUCUGGUCCACCGUGGUCUAUGACCCAAUCGCCUGCUGGACUUGGAACUCAUCCGGAUGGUCUUUCAAGAUGGGCGGUCUCGACUUUGCGGGCGGUACACCGGUCCAUAUCUCCUCGGGCGCCGCUGCUCUCGCCUACUCGUUGAUGCUCGGAAAGCGUCGGGGCCAUGGUACUCAUGAGCUCAACUACCGUCCUCACAAUGUCACUCACAUUGUCAUUGGAACCGUCUUUCUAUGGGUCGGUUGGUUCGGUUUCAAUGCCGGUAGCGCUUUGGCCGCCAACCUCCGUGCUGUCAUGGCCGCAGUGGUCACCAACUUGGCCGCCUCCGUGGGUGGUCUCACGUGGUGUCUCCUUGAUUACCGCCUGGAGCGCAAAUGGUCUACCGUUGGCUUCUGCAGUGGUGUAAUUGCUGGUUUGGUUGCCAUCACUCCCGCCAGUGGUUUCGUUCCUGCCUGGUCUGCUGUCAUCUUUGGGAUUGUCGGGGCCAUCGCCUGCAACUACGGCACCAAGCUCAAGUUCCUCCUCCGCAUUGACGACUCGCUCGACAUUUUCGCCAUCCACGGCAUUGGAGGCCUGGUUGGAGACCUUCUGACCGGCCUCUUUGCCGCAGACUACAUAGCUCACCUCGAUGGCUUCAGCGAGAUUGACGGUGGCUGGCUGAAUCACCACUACAUCCAGCUCGCCUACCAGCUGUGUGACGGUGUCACCGGCAUGGCCUACUCUUUUGUCCUCAGCUGUGUCAUCCUCUUCGUCAUCAACUUCAUCCCUGGUCUCCACCUCCGCGCCUCGGAGCAAGAGGAAAUCAUGGGCAUGGACGAAACCGAGAUUGGCGAAUUCGCCUACGACUAUGUGGAGCUGAGCAGGGACGUGGUCAACGGCGUCGACGACUCUACUUCGACCCCUCUCCGAUCGUCUCCCAUCCACGAUAUCAACGAGGAGAAGCCCGUGAAUCCGGAGCCUGUGGCUCCCGCCGCUUCGGCCGCUUGA